Messenger RNA from Kuraishia capsulata CBS 1993, 621 nucleotides. RefSeq lists its product as uncharacterized. The record is from RefSeq and is a predicted model, not a curated record. The transcript has a single exon. Bases 1 to 621 code for a protein of 206 amino acids. NCBI's taxonomy places the organism in Eukaryota, Fungi, Ascomycota, Pichiomycetes, Pichiales, Pichiaceae.
AUGAGAACCUCAACUCUGCUUGCUGGUGCCGUUGCGGCCCUUUCAAUUGGUACGAUGGCGGAAGCUGCGGCCAAGAAGGAUGACAACGUUGUCACCGUCACGGUGUACGGAACAUCAACAACCAACACCCACAAGUAUGGACGUUUCGACAAGACCAAGAAGUCUAGCGAGUCCAGUUCUACCGGAACUCACAAGUACGGAAGAUUCGACAAGACCAAGAAGUCUAGAGAGCCAAGCUCAACCGGAACCCACAAGUACGGCAGAUUCGACAAGACCAAGAAGUCUAGCGAGUCUAGCUCAACUGGAACUCACAAAUACGGUAGAUUCGACAAAACCAAGAAGUCCAGUGAGCCCACUUCAACCGGAACUCACAAGUACGGAAGAUUUGACAAGACCAAGAAGUCUAGAGCUCCAAGCUCGACCGGAACCCACAAGUAUGGAAGAUUCGACAAGACUGCCAGAGCCUCCACGACAACUGUUUUCGUCUUGCAAGAGAGAGGUGUUUCUAACGCCAGCAACAUCACAACUGCCUCUACCGACGGUGCUAAUGGCCUGAUGUCUGGCUCUGCCUUCUCGCUUGGUGCUGCUGCCGUUGCAAUUGGUGCUGUUUUGAUCAUCUAA